Molecule: messenger RNA, 3889 nt
Organism: Aegilops tauschii subsp. strangulata
Lineage: Eukaryota; Viridiplantae; Streptophyta; Magnoliopsida; Poales; Poaceae
Source: RefSeq, a predicted model, not a curated record
GGGGAUUUCUGUGUGCCUGUGGCAAUAGUAACAUAUAGGCCUCCAAUGCUAACCAAGCAGAAGAGCAUAUUACUUGAAGAAUGUAGCAAUGAAUUAGUUGCCCUUGAAUAGAAAGGCAUUAACAGCUGUAUGUUUCAGGAGAAAAUGCUAGAAAGACAAUAUUAUUUUGUGCACAACCUCUGGAAUCCAAUUCAUGGUAUGUAAAUGAGGGACUACGAGAAAUCCUCACUACGGGGAUGUCUAACUGAAGGACUAGGUAAUAUAGGGGUUGUUUCAGUUGUAAUUGUGACUGCAAAUUGUAUGGAAACACAUGAAUUAGUUAUGUUCUCCGAAUGAUAAUAUUACUGAAAGAGCAUGAUCCUUCCUAGCUGUUGGCUGAUACACCAUGCAAACUUCUUUUGGUUUUGAUCGUGGAUGGUUCUCAUGUGGUUGCUGAUACAUCAUAUGCUGAAGUGGUGGAAGUCAUGAAAAUGUGCAUGCCACUGUUACUACCGGCCUCUGGUGUCAUUCACUUUGUCAUGUCUGAGGGUCAGGCCAUGCAGGCGAGUGGCCUCAUAGCAAGGUGGGAUCUUGUUGGCCCAUCUUCUGGUAGGAGCGCUGAACCAUUUCAUGGCACUUUUCCAAAACUUGAACCUCCAACUGCUAUUUCUGGCAAAGUUCAUCAAAAGUUUGCUGCAAGUGCGAAUUCUGCGCACAUGAUCCUUGCAGGAUAUGAACGUAGUAUCAAUCACGUAAGAAAUACAAUUCUUUCACUGUAUAGUUAUUCUUCCACUUUUGUUUCCCUUUGUCUAUCUCGUUGCCACUUUCCUCGUCUACAGAGUGAAACUAACAUCUUAAUUUGUGGCAAACUGUGCUAUCUUUCUUCAAUCAAUAGGUUCCUGGCUGUGCCUUCUCUUUCAGGUUGUACAAGAUUUGCUAAACUGCCUAGACAGCCCUGAGCCCCCUCUUCUACAGUGGCAAGAACUCAUGUCCGUUUUGGCAAACCUGACUCCUGGAAGAUCUUAGGAAUGAUGUGAUUAAGUGUCCUACUUUUUUUUUUACAUGUCAUCACUCAAUUUUUCACUUUGGCUGCAUAUAUCAAAUGGGUAACUAAUCUGCCUGUACUCAGUUGGAUAGUGGAAAACCAAUGAAUUGAAAAUAAUAAAAAAAUUGAAAAUUGAUCAUACCAAUUGGAAAAAGUUUGAGAUAAUGGGAAAAAUUGUGAAUUCGAAAAAAGUUCAUGAUUUAAAAAAAGUUUAUGAAUUUAAAAAAAUCAUGAAAUUAUAUAAAGUUCAUCAAUUCGAAAACUAGUUCAAAAUAGUUAAUUGAUUUGAUAAAACGUUCAUCAAUUUGGACUUAAAAAUAACGAAUUUGGAAAUAGUUCACGGGGUAUUGAAAAAAGUUCAUCAAUUUUGAAUUAUAAAAAUCAUGCAUUCGAAAAUAGUUCACCGGCUUUUGAAAAAAAGUUCACAAAUUUAAAAAAAUCACUAAUUUUGAUAAAAUAGUUCAUCGAAUUUUGAAAAAAAUUCAUUGAUUUGAACAAAAGUUCAUCAAAUUUGAAAAAAGUUCAUAGGAUUUUUAGAAAAAUUUCACCGAACUCAAAAAAAGUUCAUCGAUUUUGAAAAAAAUUCACCGACAUUGAUUUGUUUUCUCAAAUUUGGAAAAUGUUCAUCGAAAUUGAAAAAGUUCAUCAAUUUUGAAAAAGAGGUCAUGGAUUUUUGAAAAGAAAUAGCAAAAAUCGCAUUUGCAAAAUAAACAGAAAACAAAAAAUAAACAGAGAAAAGUAAGUAAAAGAAAAAAUCCAUAGGCAUUGCGAUCUAUAGAAAGAAUGAAAGGCAAAAAAGAUGUAAAUUGACACAUGCGGGUUGUUGUCCGAGUGGUUUUCGGAGAGAGGAGGAAAAUCGGUGGGAGGGAGAUCGCAGGGUAGGGCCAUAUAUCGAUCGAUGGAAGGGUGGGAAACGAACGAAACCAACGAACGACCUACGUUCUUGAGACAUUAAGAGUAGAGAUAUAGUACUUUCACAAUAAGAUUUGUUUUUCAUGUUUAACUUGUUAAUUUCCUUAAAAUCCAUUAUUUGUUUUCCUAAAAAUCCAUUAUUUGUUUUCCUAAAAAUCCAUUAUUUGUUUCCUAAAUACUUGUUAAUGAGAGAUCGGUUGAUUUCGAUAAGUUAGGAAAGUUAGAUUUGUGAUCUUUUCUACGUUAGGAAAGUUAUGAUUUUUUGAAAGAAAAGAGUGGAGAGAAAUAAACCAAUAAAAUAGAAAACCAGUGGGAGGGGGUGAUGUGAGGUGGGACGAAAAAAAAUCGUACCAGGCUACCAAGUGCUCCAUUAAAAGUAGAGAUUUUUAUACAUAUGAAUUUUAACAUGUAUUAUAUUUAUAUGUAACUUCGGCAAAUUAUUUUAAGUGCCCGUGGCAAGGCACGGGCAUUCUACUAUGACUUUAAAUGACAUGGUAGCUGCAUAUAGCCAACAAUUAGCUAUACUAUUAACCAUGAUCUAAGGCUAGUAUACAUGAGAUCAUACUUUAUUUUAUAAAUAUACUUGUUUUUUCUGCGAAUAAACAUAUUGUUAGCACGAUGAAUAAUGUCAUGUACAUGUGUGGGCCCCUGUGCUAGUUUGUCAAACAAUUUGUUCAUUGCAAGUAACGAAAUUAUUUCGCUCUAGUCAUAGUUUGUGUUCACCGUGGCCAUAUAUUUUUUGAUCGGGUCCUUAUCUACUAUGAACAAAAAUAGAAGUUCUAUGAACCAAAUAAUUAUACAAAUGGACAACUUCUUUUGUUACCGAGGACCCUUUUCUUUCCUCAAAAACAUUAAAAAAUAUAAGAAAAAGAAAAGAAGUACGAAGACAACGUUUAUGUUUUCUGGUGGUUGGAAGGUUUUUAUUUUCUGUUUUGAUCUGGCGGCUUCUGCAUGCAGGCGCGCGUGACUUGAUUUUCUCCGGUGGUUGCGCCCUCAAUAUCGGGUGGUGCAGCGAGGACAAGUAGUAGAUCUUUGGCUGCGCCAUCUUGGCAACAGGCAAUACGAGCAAGUUGAUCCAGAUUCCGCCGGCCGGCGAUGAUGAACCGCCGGCUUGUGCAUCUGGUAGCCCGCGCCACCAUCGGCGGCCGCCAAGCCUACACGCUGCACCCCAUCGAUCCGUCGACCUUCUUCCAUGACCGAACGAAACCAAGCGGCGCCGACGAUGGAACGGCGACGAUGGAGGAAUUCCAGCCGCCCCCACCGGCCACGACCUUCCUCGGACCCGACACGGAACCCCAAGACAUGGAUUUCAUGCCCGUCGGCCGCGGCGGCGAGAAAGGCGUCCUCGCCGUGGACUGCGAGGGUUGUGCCGCCCUCUACUCCGCCUCAUCGCAGACCCUGAGCACCAUCCCCACGCUGCGCGCUCCAAAGGUCCAGCCCAUCUUUUUCCCCGUCGGUGACAGCCGCCUGUACGUCAUGGACCGGAAACCUCGGCGAGACCCCCGCCGCUGCUUCGUGGCCCUCAUCCGUGGGCGCGAAUCCGGCCUCCGCUGUCGGAUGGCAUGGCACUGGCGAUCUCUCCAGCCGCCCCCCUACCUGCCCCCGACCCGCUGGGACGACGACGACGACGACGACGACUCUGACUUGAACGAUGACAGGCAAGCCAUGGUAGACGACGGGUCCAAGUCCAGUAUGGUGGUGGAGGGCGAGCUGGGCGACAUAGCGGGGCACACGGUCGUGGGCGACUCGAAGAUCUGGAUAUCCACGGCCGGCGCCGGCACCUACACCUUCGACACGGGCAGGCCCGUCGAUGGAGGGGCCAAGGUGGGCGACCGCCGAGGGCCCCCCAAAAUUUGGGGCCCCCAAAUUACUGGGUAUUAGUAGGAUGUGUAUCAAUAUAAUCACAUUUUACCAUUUAAUCCAGCGGCAAGGCCUAAGCAAAGUACGCAGCAA